AUGGAUGUGUAGGACCUGUCUGUCCCCGGUGGUAAUGUAACUCACUGUAGAUACAGCUUCAAUAGCGCUAUGCAUCCGUCUGUUUAAAUGCCUAGGCACCGACGCUGAAAGCGGCGGAAAAGCAGGUUUCUAGCCGCUCUGCUACAGCACAUACGUGCUACCUAGCUACACUGUUAGCUAGCAUCUUAGCAGUUGUGCCGUCCGCUUGAAGGCAUCAUUGGGUCCUACUCAUAGACGGUGGAUAGUCUAUGGUACUACAGAGACCAGCAAAAUGACCUCAGCCUCCACUAAAGUUGGUGAGAUCUUCUCUGCGGCUGGUGCUGCCUUCACCAAACUAGGAGAGCUCACCAUGCAGCUUCACCCAGUGGCAGACUCUAGUCCUGCAGGUUCCCGUCUUCCAUCCAGCGGCCAGACAAAGAGCACGGUGAAAAGGAAGCUAUACGAGGACGGCGCUCUACCCGCCACCUCUGACAGCUCUAAGAAGGUCGCCAAGAAAGCCACUCCCGUAGCCAUGGCAACGCAGGGCACUCCAACUAUAAUCUCCGUGCCCACGGCUCAGGUUGUCGUGGCGUCAGGACUACAGGGUUCCCCCUCCAGCCACCCCCCCCUGAAGAAACAGAAGACUGCAGAUGUGACCCUCAGUGCUCUAAAUGACUCAGAUGUCAACAGUGAUCUUGUGGACAUCGAGGGACUGGGUGAAGGAUCCAACUCUAAAAAACUCAACAACUUUGAUCAAGAUAACCUGAACCUGGACUCGAGCCUCAUAAUGAAUCCUGGUGACCUUCCUCUGCUCUCCCGUUGACCUCUCACUUCCUGUUGGACUUCAUAGAAAUAAUGGACAAAACUAUGAAAAUAAGUUGUGAUAAACUGAACUCCUCCUUGGUGAAAGAUGCUGACCGCACACAUUAGCUAGCUAACUAUGUGAGUACUGUGUUGUGUUAUGGAGGACACCAACGCAUCACACUUCUGUGAGACUGGUUGCCACUGUCAGAAACUUAAAAGAGCCAUAUAAAGUUUUCUUGUACUGUACUAUUUUUUUCACUUCAAGACAUUUUAACUUCAGAACAUUUCUUCUCCUCCUCAUGGAUGUGUAUUUGUAGGAAUGUCCAAAAGAUUUACAAGACAGACUCAAUGCGGUGAGGCAGCUCUUCUGAGAUUGUGUUUCUUUUGGGUUUUCCUUCAAGAGCUUCCACAGUCAGAUGCACCUGUACUGCAAAAGCACAGAGAUUAGAAAACAGAUAUUUGUCUCAACAGUAAUAUUUGAUUGUAUUUCAUGUUCAAGAUUGUCUUGCCACAUUUAGAAAAUUAUUGUAUCAGAUGCUAACACAAGCCUCAGUUUGUAUAAGAGUACUUAUUACAGUAUUUAGAACAGUUUUGGAUUCAUGUCCGAGUGAUUGAAUCCAGGAUAUUUUCAAUGUGAAUUGUCUCAACUUCUCCCCUCCUGUUAACUGUAUAGUAAACGACAACGUGUGUUAGAGGCUACACAGUCAGAUGGGAUCAUACACUCAACUCUUUUCAUUCCAGUUAUGCAGACAACUAAACAAUAAACAGUAAGAUUAGUUGCAAAUACUUUUUAAGGGGUGGGGUCUUGAGAUAACAACAUAAUUAUUUCACUUUUGUGAGAUAAAAUGUAUUGUGGUGAAAUUCUUUCGGACUGAGGUAUCAAAAUGGUAUAAAUACAUUCAAAUUAAAAUAAAGUAUGGAAAACCCCAAA
This is a messenger RNA of Dicentrarchus labrax (European seabass), 1714 nucleotides long. RefSeq names its product chromatin complexes subunit BAP18. Gene Ontology annotation, cellular component: MLL1 complex; NURF complex. The coding region runs from base 272 to 802 and encodes 176 amino acids. Lineage: Eukaryota; Metazoa; Chordata; Actinopteri; Moronidae. The record is from RefSeq and is a predicted model, not a curated record. The transcript is spliced from 5 exons.